Nelumbo nucifera (sacred lotus) is the source of this 381-nucleotide messenger RNA. Lineage: Eukaryota; Viridiplantae; Streptophyta; Magnoliopsida; Proteales; Nelumbonaceae. The record is from RefSeq and is a predicted model, not a curated record.
AUGGGUAUUCCUUCAAAAUCUUUCUUUCUAUCCCUUGAUUUGAAUGGUGAUAUCACAGAAAGAAGGGACUCCUUCUGGUGCAAAGUUUUUGAAGUGAGAGCCAUGAGAAGAAGGCAGGAGAGGAAAUUCAAGCACAGGAUGAAGAAGAUCUGUGGAGGCCAUGGAUGGAGCACAAGACCCAGAAGAAGUUUGAUGAAGAGAACAAGGCGAAUGAAGGGGAUGGAGAGAAAAGUUAGAACCCUAAGGAAACUUGUCCCAAAUGGAAAGUCCAGAGGCUUGGGAGAGCUUUUUGAGGAGACUGCUGAUUACAUAUUGUUUUUACAAAUGCAGGUGAAGGUUCUGCAGGCUCUGGUUAAGGUGUCGACUGAUUCUAAUUUCUAA